AUGUUAACUGAAGCAAACAUAACUCGUUUGGUAUCCAAGCUCUCUCAGAUGCGGGGUGCCGCACUAAAGCUCGGCCAGUUCAUGAGCAUCCAAGACACCCACCUCCUACCCCCAGAAGUCGAUAAAAUAUUCCGUCGCGUUCAAGACAGCGCUCACUAUAUGCCGGACUGGCAGAUGCAACAAGUGCUGUACACGUCCCUAGGGGAAUCAUGGGCCGAUAAUUUUACAUCGUUCGAUCGUAUACCGUUCGCAGCUGCAAGCAUCGGCCAGGUGCACCACGCUGUCCUUGCUCAAAGUCAGAGUCCAUCUGGCGACGAUGGCCAACAUGUCGCUGUAAAGAUCCAGUUCCCGAAUAUUGCUAACUCAAUUGCGAACGACCUUGGCUAUGUUAAGAUGAUUCUUACCGCUGGAAGCUUGCUUCCACGGGGGUUAUUCCUGGAUCGUACGAUUCAAGUAAUGAAAGACGAGCUUGCUGACGAAUGCGACUACUCGCGGGAGGCAAGUUUCCUCGAGCGGUAUAGGAGCCCAGAUUGUCUUGGUGCAGAUGCACGGUUCAGGGUCCCGUGGGUGUGGCCAGGUAGCACAGAGCGUGUUCUUGUAAUGGAGCAUGUAGAAGGCGUCAGCAUUGGAGAUGCUAUAGUCGGAGGUUUACCACAAGAAGAGCGAAACGAGAUUGCAUCGCGAAUCAUCGAGCUCUGCUUGCGGGAGCUCUUCCAGUUCAGACUCAUGCAGACGGACCCUAACUUCACAAAUUUCCUAUGGGACUCAAGGGCACAACAGCUGUCCUUGGUCGAUUUUGGUGCAACGCGCGAGUACACGAAAGAAUUCAUGGACAACUGGCUGCGCCUUCUUCAAGCCGCUGCAUCUGAGGACCGUAUCGCAUGCGCAGAAUGGAGUCAGAAACUUGGAUAUCUCACUGGAGAGGAAAAUGAAGUCAUGCUCAAUGCGCACGUCAGCUCCAUGGUCCUCCUAGCUACCCCCUUCAAACCCACGACCUCGCAGCCCUUCGCAUUUGGAUCUGGGACACCGUGGGCGGACAUCACAGCUCAAAUACGUGAUUUCAUACCCGUGAUGCUUAAGCAUAGGUUGACGCCUCCACCAAGGGAAACCUACAGUCUGAAUCGGAAAUUGAGUGGGGCGUUCCUACUUGCUUCGAGGUUGCGUGCUGUGGUAGACACCAAGAAGCUUUGGGACCAAGUGACUGAACCGUACAAGUUUGCAUGA
Suillus fuscotomentosus is the source of this 1224-nucleotide messenger RNA. RefSeq names its product ABC1 family-domain-containing protein. Gene Ontology annotation, cellular component: extrinsic component of mitochondrial inner membrane. Bases 1 to 1224 code for a protein of 407 amino acids. Gene Ontology annotation, biological process: ubiquinone biosynthetic process. Lineage: Eukaryota; Fungi; Basidiomycota; Agaricomycetes; Boletales; Suillaceae. The record is from RefSeq and is a predicted model, not a curated record. Gene Ontology annotation, molecular function: kinase activity. The transcript has 7 exons.